Cladocopium goreaui is the source of this 1439-nucleotide messenger RNA. The record is from the annotation of a GenBank genome assembly. NCBI's taxonomy places the organism in Eukaryota, Dinophyceae, Suessiales, Symbiodiniaceae.
GUGCAUUGGCGCAUCGGUGACCCAGUGACCCGCAGCCAUCAGGACCAUGAAACAACAGUCACGCCGUGGUGGAUUGCCACUGCUAUGUGUGGCGGCUGUGGCCUCCCUCCACAUCUGGCAGCAUGGUGGCCUUGUUCCUUGCAACGUCAUGACCAUGACCUUUGGCAACAAAUAUCGGCUAGACAAGAAUGAUCUAUUGGGCUCUGGUGGUUAUGGGAAGGUCUACAAGUGUGUGGACAUGCAGGGCACCGAGCGUGCUGUGAAGCAAGUCUUCACCGCGAACCCCGAAAUCUUGGAUACAGAGAUCGAGAUUCACAGGCAUCUUGGUCAACACCCGAACAUUGUGCAGCUGAUUGAUGUGUAUGACAACGAGGGUGGCGACUCCGGCAAGAUGAUAGUCAUGGAGCUGGCCAAGGGUGGCGAGCUGGGGGAGUACCUGGAGAAGACUGGCAAGAUGACCGAGGAGAAAGCCAAAGGCAUCUUCAAGCAAGUCCUGUCCGCUAUCCAGCACAUGCACUCCAAGAACGUACUUCAUCGGGACCUGAAAUCCGACAACAUCCUGUUGUGCACCGACUCAACACAUGACAUCAAUCAUCCUGUGGUGAAACUUAUUGACUUUGGUGCUGGACAUUGGUCAAAGACCGGACCAUUGCAGGCGAGCAAAUUCAUCGGCACCCUGCAGUAUAUGGCGCCCGAGGUGGUCAUCGCCCGGGGAGACGACUUCGACGCCUCCGAUGCCGCGCAGAUUGAGUCCACGCUGGAGAUUGAGUUCAAGAAGCGACCCUUCGGCAUCCGGAAGUACAAGCCAGGUCCCAACAACAAGGGUGCGCGCAUUCUGGAGGUGAUCCAGCAGAGCAGGUAUCCCGGAGAUCCUCUGGGACAAGCUUUCGUGUCGGGUGUGCAGAAUGAAUGGGUCGUGAAAUCUGUGAAUGGCCGGGAUGUUAGCCAGAUGGACUUUGAGGACAUCCUGGACUUGAUGGGCGAUCGAUUGCUGGACAACAGUUCCAGAGGAGCUUUCGAUGGAUCUUUCAAAGUCACAGGCGACAACAAGGGUCAAGGAAAGGUGCUUCCGAAGGUGGAAAUGGUGGACCUGCCAGUGAAAGUGCAGUAUGCUUUGAUGAAACCCAAGCCUUACGAUUCGAAGGUGGAUGUUUGGAGCCUGGGAUGUGUGCUUUAUCACAUGGUGGCGGGCACCCCUCCUUUCCCUCCUGAGGAGGAGGAUGUGAUGGCUGGUAGAUAUCCACCCAUCCCUGGCGCAUCGCCGCAGCUGACGGACCUGCUCAGCAAGAUGCUCGUGGUGAACCCGGCGGCACGCCUGGAUGCCAACGCCGUGGCGGCGCAUCCCUGGUUGAGAUGACCAAGGAAGCCUUUGCCGCAAGGCGUCAUGUGAGAGUUAACAGGAGGGGCCCAGAGCGGCAGUGGACCCAGCACAUUCGAAG